Spinacia oleracea (spinach) is the source of this 1803-nucleotide messenger RNA. Its product is annotated as plant UBX domain-containing protein 7. Gene Ontology annotation, biological process: proteasome-mediated ubiquitin-dependent protein catabolic process. Lineage: Eukaryota; Viridiplantae; Streptophyta; Magnoliopsida; Caryophyllales; Amaranthaceae. The coding region runs from base 161 to 1525 and encodes 454 amino acids. Gene Ontology annotation, cellular component: nucleus. The record is from RefSeq and is a predicted model, not a curated record. Gene Ontology annotation, molecular function: ubiquitin binding. The transcript has 10 exons.
CUCGAAAAACCUUCAGUUUCGUACCCCGUAUAUAGAAAGCCCUAAUUAAAUACCCCCAUCAUAUUUUUGUUUCAGAAUUCUAACUUCAAAUUAUCUUUCUUUAUCACACACAUUUCCCUUAGGAAAUUCAAUCGCCAUUGACGAACGAAGCUCGACAACAAUGGAGGAUAAUCUCUCUCCUUCCGACAAGCAGAUCAUGGUCUCUUCUUUCCUUGAGAUCGCCGUUGGCCAGACCGCUGAUACUGCCCACCAAUUCUUACAGGCAACCAGCUGGAAUCUUGAAGAUGCUAUUCAGCUAUUUUACGUGGGGAAUGAAGGUGGGGCUGUGGCAUCUUCAUCGUAUUUCCCCCCAGAAGAAAAUGCUACUCCAUUAGUUGACAAGAGCUCUAGUGGAUCUGACGAGGGUGAAGUAAAGGAAAUAAGCGGACUCAAUGGUGGUGAUGAUGAUGUGCGUGCACCUUUACCUGUGAUAAGAGAGGCUCUCUAUGAUGAUGCUGUGUUAUAUGGAGCCUCAAGAAUAGGGUACCCAUCACAUGCUCCGAGUUCUCUGAUUGCGUUCCGCAACUUUGAGGAGGAAAUGAAGCAACCUGCUGUAUGGGAACCCGAACAAGGUGGAAGUUCUACAACAGAGAGGUCUCGAGAUAAUCUUGCUGCUAUGUUUCGUCCUCCUUUUGCUUUGAUGGUCCAGGGUCCUUUUGAAAAGGCAAAACUUACUGCCUCUGCUGCAUCCAGGUGGCUUGUGGCGAAUAUACAAUCUUCUACUGAAUUCACCUCACAUAUGCUCAACAGAGACACCUGGGCAAAUGAAGCUGUGGCUCAAACUAUCAAAACCAAUUUUAUCUUUUGGCAGUUUUAUGAUGAUACUAGUGAGGGUAAGAAGGUGUGCACUUACUACAAAAUUGAAUCUGUCCCGGCUAUCCUUAUCAUUGACCCCGUAACAGGACAAAAAAUGCGUUCAUGGUCUGGUAUGGUACAUCCUGAUCGGUUACUGGAGGAUCUAAUUCCUUUCAUGGAAAGCGGACCACAGAAUUAUAAUUCCUCACUCCCUCAUAAGCGGCCAAGAGAAAGUUCUGAUGUUGCUGCUCCGAAAGUCCAGGUCGAGACCAGUGAAGAAGAUGACGAAUUGCAACGAGCUCUUGCUGCAUCAAUGGAGAGCAUGAAUCCAGAUAAAGUUGUUUCUGAAGACAAAGAUGCAGUUACUGUCACCAAGGAGGAAGAAACAUGCCCUACAAAGAAGCCUGUCUAUCCCCCUCUUCCCGAAGAACCAACUGGAGAUAGAAGCCUAGAAUGUCGUGUUGGAUUUCGUCUCCCUGACGGACGAAGGGUUCAGCGGAAGUUUCUGCGUUCUGAUCCAAUACAGUUAUUAUGGUCGUUCUGCAGCUCCCAUUUUGGAGAGGAUGAGACAAGGCCAUUACGGUUGACACACGGAGUCCCUGGAGCAGCAGAGUCUCUGGAAUAUGAUAGCAAUUUAACAUUUGAAGAAUCAGGGCUAUCUAACUCCAUGAUCUCUGUUACUUGGGAGUAAAGCUGAAUAUGUUGCUGUCUCAUUUUAGUCAAGUAUAUGGCUGAGAGCUCAUGCAGACUUAUAACCAAAUUAGUUCUCUUGCUGUUUGCUCCACCUUUUGGGUGGUCGCAUUUUGUUUGUAGAUCAAAUAUGACAGUGAAGGAAUUAGCUUAUUAUUGUUAUUUUAGUCAAUAUGUAUAUAGUUAAUACCACCAAGAUCACAGAAUGAUAUCUGUGAAACUGGAAACAGGUCGUGGUCUUGCUUUACUUCUUUUUAAUACAGAAGUCCUUUACAUUGA